Messenger RNA from Episyrphus balteatus (marmalade hoverfly), 1422 nucleotides. RefSeq lists its product as uncharacterized. The record is from RefSeq and is a predicted model, not a curated record. The transcript has 8 exons. Gene Ontology annotation, molecular function: acyltransferase activity, transferring groups other than amino-acyl groups. The coding region runs from base 477 to 1391 and encodes 304 amino acids. Lineage: Eukaryota; Metazoa; Arthropoda; Insecta; Diptera; Syrphidae.
AAUUGAAAAUAGUUUGCCUCUACAGUUCAUCGAGACAAGACAUGUUUGUGUCUGUUUCUUAUGCGUUAACUUUUUUCUUAUCGCUUGUUAAUGCUUGAAUAAACUUACUUAUCGGUGUAUGAUAUCUAACAAUUUUACAAGCCGAUCAAGCGUGAUUCAGGAGGACUGUGACAAAAAGCUAGAGCGUGUAGUUUGCGUCGAGACAAGAAAAAAAUCCUAUGGGAGGGGGGGUCUAUUCCCCUUCGUUUAGCUCGUAGGGUUUUUCAACGAAAUCGGAAUGUCGGGAUAAAAUCGGGAUAGUUUGUAAAUCGGAACAGGGUCCAAAUGUCGGGACUGUCCCGCCGAUAUCGGGAGGUCUGCCAGCCCUAAUUACACCUGAAAACGUACCUGCCCGCCGCCCAUGGAUUCUUGCUGUAUGGGCCUUAAGUCAAUAAAACCGCCAUUUUUUAAUGAAAAUUGAACAACAAAAAUAGUCUAUGUUUUUGGCUUUACAAAAAGGUAUAGUAGAAAUGGAUUUGAUUCAAGAAGGAAGACAUUUUCGAUUGGUUCCAGAAUUUGAAUUAACGGACAUUUUGAAACUUUUGGAUGGUUAUUUACCAGAAUCGCUUAAGCUGCAUCAGACCAUAAAUAUAUAUAUAAAGAAUCGGAUAUGGGAUUUUCACUUUUACGUUUCUAAAGAAUGGCCUCAAAAACCAGUACUUAUUCAGUUUCCAGGUUGUACCCUCACGCCCGGCGGUAAUAUUUACCAAAGCUUUUCAAUUUUUUGUCCACUGAGUCAUUUGGAAUGUGUGAAUCUAAUAGAAACUGAAGACAUCCUGAUAAAUUGGAAAAUGCCAAUAUACCUACAUUUCACUCAUUCAGCUAUUGUCGAUCGGCUAACAGAUUUUUACGAGAAGUUUGGUACAAUGGAGCAACUUAUUUGUGAUAUUUUAAUUUUGAAUAAUUCACAGAAUGCUGAUUUGCAAGUGAAAGAUUUUCUAGAUGAAGAGGCCGAAAUACGUCCCCUAACUGUAAACGAUGUAAAACUUGUGCAUGACCACUAUCCGGCAAAGGAAAUAGAGUGUGUGCAGUUGUUCGAAACGCUAGUAGGGAAAUUGCCCGCAUUGGGAGUUUUCAACAAGGAUACAAAUGAACUUGCUUCUUGGAUGCUUUCAUCAUACUAUGGAGCAAUGUUUUCAAUGCAGACACUUCCAAAGUACAGGCGGAAGGGAUAUGGAAUUCAAGUUGCUAAAGCACUCACAAAACUUGUUAUCGAAUUCAACAACGUGCCUUUUGUUGCAGUUCUGCCUCAUAAUGCUGCAUCACAAAAUCUUUACAUAAAGCUUGGCUUUGAAAAGACAUACCAGAUGAGUCGAGUAAAAAUGACACCAUAUGCUUCUAUAUCCAAUUAGAAACGCAUUUAAACACAUUUAAUCCGUUCCA